Molecule: messenger RNA, 4173 nt
Organism: Gasterosteus aculeatus aculeatus (three-spined stickleback)
Lineage: Eukaryota; Metazoa; Chordata; Actinopteri; Perciformes; Gasterosteidae
Gene: elp1
Product: elongator acetyltransferase complex subunit 1
Biological process (GO): tRNA wobble base 5-methoxycarbonylmethyl-2-thiouridinylation
Cellular component (GO): elongator holoenzyme complex; cytosol
Molecular function (GO): protein binding; tRNA binding
Source: RefSeq, a predicted model, not a curated record
CAACGUAUCUUCAUCAGAGGUGAAAGGUCACGAGUCUGACAGAGCCACAUGCAUGAUGCUGAGUUGUUGACUUGAUGGUUGUAUAUGCUGGACAUUUAGAAAGGUUGUAUUACUUCAAGCGGUUUCGUUCCGCCGGCCCCUGAGGUAAAAUGCGGAACUUGAAGCUGCUGAAGAGCCUACGGAGCUCCGAGCUUCACGCUCCCGGCUCCCCGCAGUGUUUAUCUGUGCGCUCCGAGACCGGCGCGCUGCUGGUCGCUUCCCAAUAUUCCAUCACAGAGUACGACCCUCAAACUGGCCAGGUGGUCAGCGAGGCCUCACUCACGGCCGGGGGUUUCCUCCCGGAGGACGGCAGCGGCACGGUGGUCGGACUGCAGGACCGGGCGGAAUUGGAGGUGGCAUGUUUGUCCACAGCCGGUGGCGACGUCGCCCUGUUCAACUUCAACACCUGCCAGCUGGAGUGUGUUGGCAGCGUGGACAGCGGCCUGACCUCGAUGAGUUGGAGUCCUGAUGGAGAGCUCGUCGUUCUCACUACCGGUCAGGAAACCAUCAUCAUUAUGACCCAAAACUUUGAGCCGAUCACAGAGGUUGGAAUCCACCAGGACGACUUUGGUGAAGGGAAGUUCAUCACGGUGGGUUGGGGAAAGAAGGAGACUCAGUUCCACGGCUCCGAGGGGAAAAAGGCAGCACAGAAGAAGAUCCAGAAGGUGCAGCCGGCUGCGGCCUGGGACGACCGCGCGCCUCGGGUGACGUGGCGAGGCGACGGCCACCUGUUUGCCGUCAGUGCCGUCUGUCUCCAGACCGGAGCCAGGAAGGUCCGGGUCUGGAACAGAGAGGGGGUCCUGCAGGCCACCAGCGAGCCCACCAACGGCCUGGAGCAGGCGCUCUGCUGGAAACCCUCGGGCAGUCUGAUCGCGAGCACUCAGCGUCAUCCCAACAAACACUGUGUGGUUUUCAUGGAGAAGAACGGACUGCUGCACGGAGACUUCACCCUCCCAUUUAGCAAAGACCAGGCGAAGGUGAAGGAUUUGCUGUGGAACAUUGACUCCACGGUUCUAGCGGUGUGGUUGGAGGACUUGGCUGCUGGAGAGGACAAACAAGUCAACACUUACCUCCAGCUGUGGGUGGUGGGGAACUACCACUGGUACCUGAAGCAGAGCCUGGACUUCGGCAGGGACCCUCAGAAGGCUCCGGUCUGUGUCUGCUGGGACCCCGAGCGGCCCCUCGGGCUCCACGUGGUGACGCGCGGCUGGACCACCGUCACGUACGACUGGGGCUGGACCACCGAGAGAAGCCCCGGGACGGACGCCAGCGACAACGCCAACGUGGCCGUGAUUGACGGAGAUAAAAUCCUGGUGACAAACUUCCGACAGUGUGUGGUCCCUCCUCCCAUGUGUUCAUUUGAGCUCCAGCUGACCUCGCCGGUCAACCAGGUGACCUUCCUCUGCCAACCUCAGCGGACCAAUCGGCUGGCAGCGUUGACUUCCGACGGACGGAUCUCGGUCUACGUCCAAGACUCAGCGGGACACGUCGACAAAACGUCGGACGGUUUCCGGCCGAUGUCUCGUCCCUUGGUGCUCCAGAAAGCCUUCAGAGUGGCGGUCCCGCAGGAGGAGCCUCUGGCGCUGCGCCAGCUGCUGUGGCUGGAGGACGACCUGUUUUUGGCCGUGAGCGCCGGUCUGACGCCCGCCUCCUCCACCCUGAUGAUGCUCCGCCCGGCUCAUGACGCUGGAGACACACUCGCCGUUGGGCGUGAGAUGGAGGUGGAGGGUGUCGUGGUCAGCGUGGUGCACUGCUCCCGAACCGGCACCGCGGCGCUGCAGCUGGAGGACGGAAAGAUCCAGAAGCUGCACUGGGGUGGGGCCGAGCUGUCUGUGGAGGACUGGCGGGACUCCAGCUUCCGUGUUCCCUGCGUCCAGAUGUCCCUCUGCAGCAUCAGCGGGGAGGAACAUCUGCUCGGCCUGACGGACCGGUCCCAUCUGUAUGCCGGAGACACGCAGUUGGCCUCCAACAUUUCCUCCUUUGCCGUUUGCAACGACUUCCUCCUCAUCACCACACACUCCCACACCAUCCGCUGCCUCCAGCUGACCACACUCACUGUCCAAGGGCUGCAGGCGGCCCUGGCCUCGGACGGAGGUCAGAAUGACGAGUCGCUGCGGCGGGUGGAGAGGGGAUCCAGGAUCGUCACCGUGGUACCGCAAGACACCAGAGUGAUUCUGCAGAUGCCUCGUGGGAACUUGGAGACGGUGCAUCAUCGAGCGCUGGUGUUGGCUCAGCUCAGGAAGUGGUUGGACAGUUUGAGGUUCAGAGAUUCCUUUGAGUGCAUGAGGAAGCUGAGGAUCAACCUCAACUUCAUCUAUGAUCACAACCCAAAGGUUUUGCUGGAGAACAUGCAGACCUUCAUCACACAGCUCGACUCCAUCAGCCACAUCAACCUCUUCCUCACCGAGCUCAAAGAGGAGGACACGACCAGCACCAUGUACCCCCGCCCCGAGGACAGCUCGGUCCACAGCCGGCCGGCUGCUGGCCAGAAGAAGGUGGACGUAGUUUGCGACGCUUUACGCGGCGCCAUGGAAUCGAUGGACCCAAACAAGUUCUUUCUGUCCGUGUUGACGGCUCACGUGAAGAAGACGCUUCCGGAGUUGGAGAUCGCUCUUCAGAAAGUCCACGAGCUUCGAGUGAACCCUCCCCCUGCUGCCGGCGCUGUGAGCGCCGAAGAGGCGUUGAAGUACCUCCUCUUCCUCGUCAACGUCAACGACCUGUACGAGCACUCUCUGGGGACGUAUGACUUCGACCUCGUGCUGAUGGUGGCCGAGAAGUCCCAGAAGGACCCCAAAGAGUACCUCCCCUUCUUAAACAUGCUGAAGAGCCUGGAGCCAAACUACCAGCGCUACACCAUCGACAAGCACCUGAAGCGCUACCGGAAGGCCCUGCAUCACCUCAGCAAGUGCGGAGAGGAACAUUUCCAUGAAGCUUUGCAGCUGGUGAAAGAGCAGAAGCUGUACAGCGAAGCUCUGCGACUCUACGCAGCAGACGCUGCCAAACACAAGGCUCUGAGCUGCGUUUACGCCGAGCACCUGAUGGAGCAGCAGCAGGCGGAGCAGGCCGGCCUGUUGCUAUGGCGAUGCGGGGAGCCGGUCGGCGCCCUGCAGGCGUUUGCCAGCAGCUCCAGCUGGAGAAACGCAAUCUGCACGGCGCAGCAGAUCCCACUACCGCCCGACCAGUUAGCACUGCUGGCCCGCGACCUGGCAGAGAAGCUGACAGAGCAGCGACGAUACUCUGAAGCCGCUCUGCUGUUGGACCAGUACGCCAAAGACUGCGAGGAGGCCAUCUUGGCUCUGAUCACUGGCUCCGUCUGGGAGGAGGCGCUCCGCUUGAUUUAUAUGCACAACAGGCAGGACAUCACUGAAACCAACCUCCGACCUGCUCUGCUGGAAGCUGUCAGCAACCAGACGGCUUUCCUGGAGGCCCAAGUAGCGACGUUCACGCGGCACCGGACCCGGCUGGCUGUGGUUCGAGAGCAGAAAGAGAAGGCCAGACUGGACAUGCUGGACGAGGAUGGUCCAGACUGCCCAGAGGCGGAGCUUUACUCUGAAGCCAGCAGCGUGAUGACCGGCUCCAAAUACUCCCAGAGUAACUCCCGCGUCUCCUCGAGAUCGUCAAAGAACCGCCGCAAAGCGGAGAGGAAAAAGCUGAGCCUGAAGGAGGGAAGCCCGAUGGAGGACCGAGCGCUGAUUUACGCUCUGGGCGAGAUCAUCACCACCGUGGACAAGAUGAGAGAGGAAGUGCACGGCCUGCUGAAGGCUCUGGUGCUCUUCCACUUUGACAAACAGGCGGAGAAACUGCAGCCGGCCUACGAGGAGGCUCUGCAGAUGAUGGAGGCGGCCCUUCCCGAGGUGUGGCUGGACGGCGCGCAGAACAACCAGACUCCGCUCACGGGGCCGAACUCGACUGCUAACAGCAUCAUGGCUUCCUUCCAGCAGCAGCAGAGGCCUGCAGCCUCCCAACCAGGUCAGCAAGCUGCUGAGGUCCUGAUGCCGCCGAAGAUGAGAAACGGCGUAAAGUGGAAGCUUGCUAUUCUAAUGUAAAACUAUGUUUUUGUUUUAUUUCAAACUGAAAAGUCAUAUGUUAAUAAUGUAAUCAAUAAAGUUGCAGUUAAUGUUUUCUUUUCUCAAA